GGGGCGGUGAGGUGAGGAGGGGCGGACCCGGAGGAUGUGACGCACAGGCCCGAAGAGGAGAUUGUAGUACGUCCCGGUGAACGCUGCUCGUUAACGUUGAUGUUUGGUGAGGAUUAACACCAGCAGCGAGGAUGAGUGAGAGACAGAAAGCGGAACAGUGAAGACGGCUAACCACAACAAUAUGGAUCUAACGUUUGCGUUGUCUGCUAUCAUUUUCACGCUGCUCGCCAUUGUGGUCGCUACGUCGCUUUUUAACAACUCCUCGCCCGCAACCGACUUUGCAAACGCACGGAGUUAUUUCGGGUGCAGAGGGGACGGUGCAGCCGCAGGAUCGGACCCAUCAGGGCCCAAACUGAACGGUCAUGUACCCGACAAUCAGAAGGAGGAGGAAGAGGAGGAGGAGGAGGAGGCGGACGACUGGAACGAGCUCAGCGGCAGCUCACAUGAUCACUGGGAUGUAGUGAAAUCUGUGCUUUCGGAGGAGGCACAGCCCAACCCUCGCACUGAAGAAUUGGCAACACCAGUUGUUCACUCCUCCUUCACAUCUAGCCUGUCCGUCCCCAGGCCUGGAUCUAGGCACACAAGCUUAGACGUAGACUCGUCACCUGGGCGGUGCCGUACGUCAUACAUUGGGCUCUCUGAUAAGGAACUCCUAAAGUGUGCUUUCUCUCACCCCCAGACCGAAGGAGCCACAGAGAGCCCAGAGAUCAACGAUAAGGUUGAAUCAAAUUCAGACGAUUCCUUGAAGUACGUCCCCGGAAAGGCGAGAUCCCACCAUCUGAAAAUGAUGAUGUCCAAAGAGGAGCUGGAGGAGGAGCAGAGGGUGCAACGUGAGCAGCUAGCUGCCAUCUUCCAGCUGUUGAAAGAGAACACGGAGACGUUUGGGGAGGUGUCUGAGGGAGACAUGGAGGAGCAGCUCAGACUCUACUCCAUCUGAGACUCCUCUCUUACUCAGGUCUUCGUGCUUCGUUAUACGCUCACCUGUGAGCACUGCUGAAGGGACUACUCCGGUGCACCAAAUACAUUAACUCUCUAAACUUGUUCACAGUAUUCAACACAGCUGUACAGUCUGCUCGACAAUAUUCAAGACACACCACCAACCAUCCUUGUUUUUGUUUUAAUAUGACACACUGUUUUAUUGUUUUGUUUUCUUGCUGAUCCGUUUGCCCUUCAUCCACGCUCCAGUCCACAUGAAGGCUAAACCAAAGCAGCUGGACCAGUAUAUUUCUAGCUACUCAUGCAAAUAAGGACUAAAAGGGAUAAAGGACUGUUGUUUCUGUUAGUUUUAUAUUGUAAUAAAAUUUUAAAAAUGUUAAUUUAUUACAUAACCUUUUUUAAAAUUUAAUUUUAUCUUCAUUGAAUCUGUCCCAGGUAUGAAUCUUGUAAAAGUUUCUGCAUGACUUCCCUCCUCUGUUGCGUAAUAAACCAAACAACGGGAAAUACCAUUGUGAAGGUG
Molecule: messenger RNA, 1456 nt
Organism: Thunnus maccoyii (southern bluefin tuna)
Lineage: Eukaryota; Metazoa; Chordata; Actinopteri; Scombriformes; Scombridae
Product: matrix-remodeling-associated protein 7-like
Exons: 4
Coding region: 182-937 (251 amino acids)
Source: RefSeq, a predicted model, not a curated record